UUCAGAAGGUUUACUUUUGUGCUGCUUUUUGUACAUUUCUUUGAAAAGGUGUAUUGCUCAUUGUGCCCAGUUGGCCACGUUAUUUUCUGCAUCUCUGCCCUGUUUCCCAUUGCAUAUAAAGAAAUUCAACAUGUUUGCUUGGGGUGUGUAUUUAUUCUACGCCCUUACAAUUUACAUUGGCGGAAGUAACGGGUUUCUUUAAACAGAUUUAAAAAAAAUGAGUCGUUCAAGUCACGUCAAUAAAGCAUUUACUUAUUCCGCGGAAGAUGGCAGCACAAGACGUAGCUAAUGAACGUUCCCUCUGGUAGUACUAUUCUGUGACUGCCAUUAUAUGACAUCAAUUCCAAAAUGGCGCAAAAGUAUUUGGGGGUUGUAGUGUUCUGAAGUGAAACACUAAAGAGAGACAAAGAAAUUGGUCAUCGUCUUGAAUAUUGGCGUUAAUUGUAGGCCUCGGGGGCGGAUUUCAAAAAGUUAUUCCAAGUGGGCAUUUCAUUUUAUUCAGUACUUUUACUUGUAGCCGUACUGAAAGCAUUGGAAUCAAUUUUUCUUUUUCUUCUUUUUUUUUACGAAUCGAAUUUGUAUGCGAUUGGGAAGUUGAAUCCGAUGUGAAAGUACGGGUCCUCGCCCAGCCCUUUUGCGGUUCCACUAGAACGGAAACAUUGCAAAGGGACGAUUAUAGCUGGGCCGGAAUUCAUUGCAUGAAGUGUUCAGAAAACAAAAAUACUUUCCCUAAGUGUCAAAAUUGAGUGAAACGUCAUGUCACAAAAAAUGUGGAACAAUAUACCCGAUAUGUUUUUCGUCACUCCAAUAAUGGGUCUUCAUUGGAAACUUGAAGUACAUAAUUUAAACCAGUUCUUUCACCAUGACCAAGCAAAUGGAGCUCUUCAGAAGCUGAUGAUAAUGUGCUACUCUCUAACAUUCCACAUUGAAGGUCUGAGUGGAGAAAUGCAUUAGGGAGAUUUUCAUAUAAUGAGGCAUAUUAAUUGGGGAAUGGGGCAGUGCCGACAGCGGGGGUGAUGGCGCCCCAUGGGGGGCUUGCGCAGCCGCCACAGAUCGUAAUGGAAGGGACAAGCCACAGUUCUAGCAACACAACAGAUGUGGACAUCCCCCCUGAGGCCCAGCCCCCCGCUCCGGCAGCCACACUAGUCAAAGACAUGGACAUGAAUGAGUGCUCGGCCCACGACAGGGACAGGGGUUUGACAGAUACUUCAGAAGGUACUAGAGAUGAGGAAAAUGUUAAAGUUAAGUUUGAGACAUUGAGAGCAAUGGAACAGGCAGAAACAAUUGAUAUUGACAGUCACAUGUCUGAUAGGAGUCCUACCUACCAGAACCUUAAUGGUGCUGCUCUAUUGCAGCAAAGUGUGGGUGAAGAUGAACAUACAAUGCAUACUAUGAUGAUCACACCAGAGCUCCUGGGCCUUAUCCCAUCAUCAUCAGGGCAUUCAGAUGUGAGUAGUGAUGCUGGGAAAGGUGGACCAAAGACGUGGACUCAAGAAGACAUGGAGCUAGCUCUGGAUGCUCUACGGAACCACAAUAUGAGCUUAACUAAGGCAUCGGCAACGUACGGUAUUCCAUCCACCACGCUGUGGCAGCGAGCCCAUCGUAUGGGCAUAGACACGCCUAAGAAGGAAGGCCCCACAAAAUCGUGGACAGAAGAAAAUCUUAAUAAUGCACUGGAAGCAUUAAGAACUGGAACAAUCUCAGCCAACAAAGCUAGUAAAGCAUAUGGUAUACCAAGUAGCACCCUGUACAAGAUAGCUCGACGCGAGGGAAUCCGUUUAGCUGCGCCAUUCAAUGCAGCACCUACCACCUGGAGUCCAGAUGAUCUUGAACGAGCUUUAGAAUCCAUCCGUUCUGGCGCUACAUCAGUCCAGAGAGCAUCAACAGAGUUUGGUAUCCCGACUGGAACGUUAUAUGGCCGUUGCAAGAGGGAAGGCAUCGAGUUAUCGCGUUCAAAUCCGACACCGUGGUCAGAAGAUGCCAUGGGCGAGGCCCUAGAAGCCGUUCGUGUUGGACAGAUGAGUAUCAACCAAGCAGCCAUCCAUUACAAUUUACCUUACUCAUCUUUGUACGGUCGGUUCAAGAGAGGUAAGUACGAAGCCGAAGGACACCAUCCAGAUGACGGGCCGUCGCCGCCGCCGCCGCCUCCUCCUCAAGUGAUGGUAGUACCAUACCAGCAACCACCUCAACAGCAACCACCCCAACACAAUCAACACCUUCCUCAACAACCACCACAACAUCACUCACCCCAGCAGCAACAGCAUCCCAUGUACCAGCAACAUAGCAACAGUUGAGAGAUGGACAUGUGUGACGAAGGUAAAUCAUCUCCCGCCUACCUUCUUCCGUCGUAACUUCCGAGAAAAGUACACAUGCAGCUCUUCCCAGUGCGUGUCAACGUGGUUGUUGGCACGCAGUUGAACUCUGUAAUGCCAGUGAGAAUGUUGCAGAGACUUGAUUCUUGGCUGGCAUGAAUGAUUACCAUGGAGUAAGUGUCAUCCAACUUAAAACAUCAGAAAAGUCCUGCUAUGAUCCGUGACAAAGUUGUCGGGUUUUUUUUUCUUUUUCCCCUCCUCCUCCUCCUCCUCCUCCUUCUUCUUCUCCUCCUCCUUCUCCUCCUCCUCCUUCUUCUCCUCCUCCUCCUUCUUCUCCUCUUCCGCCUCCUCCUUCUUCUUCUCCUCCUCCUCCUUCUCCUCCCUAUGUCAUAUAGUCAGCCUAAUUGCAAGAAUUUUUUUGAUUCUCCAUGCUAUAGUGUAGCAGGUAAUUCAUUUGUUUCAGUCAACGUUGCUCGGAACGUCCGUAGUGUAAGAACUGACAGAAACACUACAGUCCAGUUACAGGCUGUUGUCUAGUGGUAACCGAAGUAACGGGUAUGAUUGUUUGUCACACUGCUCACAAAAUGCAGGUAAAUAGUUGGCAGUCUUACUUUGUAUUCGGAACGUCCCGUGCUCCAUUUUCACUGAAAAUUUUCAUGCUUUUCCACAGUUUCUCCAAGUAAGAGCCGGUGAACGUGCCACAACUGCUUCCAUUCUAGCAAGCCAUUAAUAUUAUCCUGUCACGUCUCUUAUAAUUUUUGCAGAUAGUAGAUGACAGAAAUAGACCAAAAAAAAACUCAAAAUGGGCUGUAGAUUUAUCUGUGAAACAAGCGCGUACGCCAGUAAAUGUGAAAUAACUCGGUAAUUAAAUUGAAUUGGCAGUUUUUGGUGAAUGCAAAAAGGCAAAGCAAGUACAGGUAAACCUUGUUUUACACCAAGGUUAGGUUCCUGAAGAUGCCGGUGCAUAUCAAAUUGGCGAAAGUUAAAGAAAUUAUAACGUAUUUCAAUGAGAUGGGUUCCAGCUCCGUUCCCAGUCAUGAUCGGUGUCGCCUAACUUCUGCAAGUACCUGUCGAUCCCAGCCAGAAUUUCCUAUAGGUUGCGGGUUUCUAUAGACCGUAAAACGGGCUCUUCUCGUCGAUUGUACGGCUAAAUCUUCCAGUUCUUUACUUGUGAGAGGCUGAGAAUGGCUCUCCGACAACUCAGUCACAUCAUCAGGCUCCGCUCUGUCGAGCCCCAGCUCCCGAACAAUUGCGGCUUGCGGCAACUUCGAUUGCGAUCUUUGGCACUUCCUCAAAUUCUCUGAAAUCCUGAGUGUGUACACACUCGGGCCGCACUUUCCACCACUGUAUUCGUACAAGUUGAUGUGACCUCUUCCCACGCAGCACCGACGUCGUUGAUGCCCUUCAUGAAAUUUUAGGACAUCCAGUAUUCAUUGAUGGACAUGUUGCAAUUGGAAGAGGAGAAUUGAGGAGGCCGUGGACCGAAUACGGACCGGAGAGCCAUAGAUGAAGAAGAAGAAGAAAUGUUUCCCAGAGGUAGUAGGCUUUAUAAUUUGCUACGUUGCCCUGGUCCAUUGGUUGUAAAAUGGAGGUGGUGUUUGGUAGCAGAUAUUUAACUCAUUCCGAUGUGUGGUGGGUGGAUGUCCUGGAGCAUCGUCCAACAUCAGUGCCCUCCGGAUUUUUCUUAUUAAUCGCAGUAUAGAAAUUUCCAUGAUUUUUGGGGAAAACAAAAUUACUACAAAAAUUUUCAAACCGGCGGAUAUUCAAAUUGUAAAACAAGAGUUUACCGUACUGUGAUAAAAAGAGUGCCAUCUGAAAAAUGACAUUCAAAAUUAAAUAAAUAAAUAUUUUAUUUAUUUUACAUUAAAUCUUAAUUCAAAAACCUUUCCAAAUGCAACUACACUACUAUUGUAAUUGCACAAAAUAAGAGAAUGUGGUGUACUUUAUGUGAAAUAAUGAUGCUACAUGUGCAAAUUAUCCUUUUUUACAAGUGCUGCUACCAUUAGACAGAUUUUAGAAGUGCUGAUAUGGAUUACAAAAUCAUUGUAGUAACAGUUUGGAAGGUAGCGUGGGUCAAAGGACAGAAGUAGAUGGAGGAAUGAAAACGAUAACAACAUGGAUAUGAACGAAAUCAUUCCGUGUUGAAUUUCAGUGGAACUUUUCCGCAAGUUUCACAAAAUAUUUAUAGCAUUUAAACCGUGAGUUGACAAACUGAUAUGAAAACUAAAAAAAGAGAAGAUUAAAUUGACAAUCCACAAAGAAAACAAAAUGUUGUAAAAUGGUACAUUUGGUUUUGCCCAGUGUGUCCCGUUAACUGAAAAGUUUCCCCUACUCUUAAGUUUUACGUAGCAAUAAUUUUGCCUUUGUUUGUUUCGUCUUCACUGCAUGAAGAAAAGAGAACAUUUCAUUCAUAACAGUUAGAGUGUUUGUAAAUUUUUAUGAAACGAGUUUUAUCAUGUAUUGAUAUGGCUUCAUUUUCAUACCCUUCCUGAAAAUGGCACACAUUAAAUUGUGAUGGUGAAAAUGUGGAGGUAAAGCUCCACACAUUCACUAGUUGCUGGAAAGGCGUCUCCUACCCUAGAGGUCAGCACGGAGCUGUACAUCCCCUUCACUUUCGUGGUUCAACGUGGAAGCAACUUUGCUUUCUGUAAAGAAUGGCUAGUAUUCAAAUACUAGAUACUUGUUUUAUUACAUUUCAUUUUACCUUAAAACUGAGUUAUUUCUCCAUAAAUCUGAUGCAGCAACUGAUGAAUACAGUAGAUUCCGGUUAAUCGGGGCAUCCGCUCAGUUGGGCCAAAGUGUCCUAAUCCCGAUGCGUGCCGAUUAACCGGAAUCCGCCGAACGUGAUUCGGGGUUCUUACUGCAUUGAAUGUUUUUAUUUGUGGCCUUGUGAUGUCACGCAGUUGUGUAGGUGGUUUUGUACACCACCUAGAAGACCAUUUAACAUUAUAAAUGUGUCAUUUGUAUAUCGCCAUAAUCAUAAUUCAGGUAUUUCCAGUAUAUUUUGUAGUAAACCCCUCGAUUAUUUAUUAAAGUAGCCAUGUUUCAUACCCGAGUCUUAUCUGUGGUUCUGAUAAGAAGUGAAGUUCUAGUCACUCCUAAAAGAAGAUCAGUAGUUCGGUCCUUUCUUUAUGUUCACUAAAUUUAAUUGUUUUCUAGCGUAAAUUAGCGCAAAAUGGUGAUAAUGUUUUAAGAAACAUAGAGUGAUUAUGAGGAGACUCACACUUCGUACAUGAACACGGGGAAUAAGGCUUGUAGAGUGGAAGCGGGCAUCAGACGUAUAUGUAAAAAGUCCAGUGAAAUGAAUUUGAAUAGCUUGCUUCUGUGCAGAAAUGGCAUAGAAAGCAAAGUAGGAUGAAUUAAUCACAUGUAUCCAAGUAUGAAAUGUUUUUAUAUAUUUCUACGAAGAUCAGUAUUUUUAUUCAUUUACGUUUAUCGUCUCCUGUUCGUAAAUAUAUUUUUUUAGGACGCUGGCUAACGUUGCAAUUCUUUUACGGCGUUAAUAUCCCGAUAUAUUGUAUAUGUUCUUUUACCUUUCCGUGUAUUUUCCUUUUAACGUUAUUUAUGAUAAGUAUUUUUCUUUUUAAUCCCGGCAGAAAUUGCCGAAAUUCUGUGUUGUGUUGACACUAGCUCCAAGGUGUAGCUUUCUCACUGAUGCAUGGGAGAGACAAAGAUACUUCCCACCAAUUUUAUAUAGCCGACGCCAGAAUGCUCCGAACAUGUGAAAUACAAACUGAAAGAUGUAAUAGAGUAACAUUAUGUAAUGUUUUUUAGAGAAGUUAGAUACUGUUUCUCUGGUCUUAGACAAGUGUUUGGGGAAAACUACAAGUUAAUGGUGCAAGACGUAAUUUCCCCUAGAUUAAGGGUUGGGAAUUAUAUUCCUUAUGUUUCUAUCAGAUUUUACUACUUGCUUUCUGUCCAUUGUUAGUAUCUUUCUAGAAUAAAGGAAAGUUACGUGCGAGAGAGA
Molecule: messenger RNA, 6279 nt
Organism: Zootermopsis nevadensis
Lineage: Eukaryota; Metazoa; Arthropoda; Insecta; Blattodea; Termopsidae
Source: RefSeq, a predicted model, not a curated record